AUGGCAACAAAUACAGACACAACAGAAUCCAAAGCCUCUUCAGAACAUGCUCACAACACCCGGUACAAGGGUGUAUCAGAGAAGAAGCGGAAGCCGUCGUUGGAUUGGGAUGAUCUAGAAGAGAGAGGCAAAAGACGCCGAGGGAAAGAAGGCGAGAAAUGGCGGAGGAGAAAUUCCGUGACCCACCUCGUCGCCUCAAUAUAUGCUGAUGUAGAGGCAGCUGUCGAAACGCAACGCCGGAUCGCUGGACAAGCCCCUAUACUCACCCAGGAAGAACGUUUGGACUAUGAGUCGUCCGAAGAUAUGCGUCUUGAUCAUUUGCGUGAAUUUCGACUUGCUCAGAUGUUUUCCAGUCCCAAAACACGAAACAGGCUCAGAGCCGCACCGGUGCCGCGAGGUAGGCGUUUCGAUUCUGUUCGUGCUGGUCGCGACGUCGUUACGCGGGCGGUGGUAGAUAAAUGGCGAUUGCUGAACACCAUUAUCGAUACCUUGGGCUGGGUAGUGAUCGCGAUAUGCUUGCACUCAGCCAACUUCCGGACACGAUUUCUGGAAGCCACGGAUGCAGUGGACUUUACAGAAAGGCUAGAAAAACUGCGACUCCACAAAGAGAGUAUUGAGUUCUUUGCAAAGAGCCGGCAAUUCGAUUGGCUGGAAGUGACCACUGAGCAAGAAGAACAGGACGUACUGCUCAGAGAUCUGAAUUGCCUGCUAACAGGAACAGCUAUACCUAAAGAACAGGAGAUAAACGAGGACGAAGCAGAAGAUGCCCGUUUGAAUGCCGACACGAAAAUAGCUGGCUUUCCUAAUGACGGCGCAGGCCUGGAUCAUCCCCAUGAAUGGAAGCUUUCUGCUGACGGCCUGACAGCGGUACGACUUACAUUCCUCCCUGGAGGAGGAAGGGCCACCUUGCAGCUGCAAAGCAACAUCGAACAUUCAGUAGUUCUUCCCGGGCACAGGUGGCCAGACAGGAAAAAAUGGAUACUCAAAGAAGAGCCCCGUUAUCGAGCAGAAUUUGACGAAAGCUGCGAGGCUUGUAAUGACCCCGGUGCUGGCGAAGGUAAGAAAUGGAGAGCCGGCUGCCAAUGCAGUGUAAACAAUCUCAAAACACGUCUAGCUGCGGAUGGUGCUUAUUUCGGUGACCGGGUCGAGCUUCGAAAUGUCCAUCCAAUACUGGGAACCGGGGUAAGAGCCCUCCAACGUCUUCCAGCUCACUCUUUGCUCGCAGAAUAUACCGGAGAGAUCUAUCCUCUGUACAAGACUCAACAAAGAGGAAAAUAUAAAAAUAGCACUUACCUCUACUGCCAGACAAGACGGCUCUCAAACGGCGAAAUUGAAAAUGCCAUGAACAUCGAUCCGAGUAUACAUGGAAAUUGGACGAGGUUCAUCAACCAUAGCUGCAGGCCUAAAACCGACUUCGUGCUGUACAGCUGUGGAGAGAAGAUCGUGACAUGUGUCAAAGUUCGGAAGAGAGCCAUCGAAUUUGGUGAAGAGAUCACGAUAGAUUACGGAAAAAGUUAUUUUGAGAACCAGGGACUGGCCUGUCGCUGCAGAGAAGACGCUUGUCGGUUAUGGAAUGCUGAUAAGAUGAAAGAUAAUCGAACGACCUUGCGACAAGCGAGGCAGGAAGGAUUUGCUCCUGAUUGGGCAGAUGAUUGA
Endocarpon pusillum Z07020 is the source of this 1656-nucleotide messenger RNA. RefSeq lists its product as uncharacterized. Gene Ontology annotation, molecular function: protein binding. The transcript has a single exon. The record is from RefSeq and is a predicted model, not a curated record. NCBI's taxonomy places the organism in Eukaryota, Fungi, Ascomycota, Eurotiomycetes, Verrucariales, Verrucariaceae. Bases 1 to 1656 code for a protein of 551 amino acids.